UUCCUCACGACUCAACCUUGACGUCCUCGAUCCGCCACACCUACAAACAACCAGAAACCCUACUAUUCUUGGCAAACCAAAAAUUCUAUUUAACGGCGACAACACAACCAAAGCGUGGCAUCCCCUUCCUAGUCCCUUUCCUUCCCUCACCAAUGGCCACGAGAACAGCGUUGUGUCUUCUGGGCCACGUCCUCCUCGCCGUCGCGUCGGUGGCGGCGGCGGCAGGUGAUGCGGGCAAGAUCGGCAUCUGCCACGGCCGCGUCGGCAGCAACCUCCCACCGCCGUCGGCCGCGGCGGCGCUGCUCAAGCAGAACGGGAUCACCAAGGCGCGGCUCUUCCUCCCCGACCCGGCCGUGCUCCCGGCCUUCGCCGCGGCGGGGAUCGACCUCAUGGUGGGCGUGCCCAACGAGAACCUCACCUUCCUGGCCGCGUCGGGGCCCGAGGGCGCGGCGCAGUGGCUGCGGUCCGCGGUCCUGGCGCACGCCCCCGCCGACCGCGUCCGGUACCUCGCCGUCGGCAACGAGGUGCUGUACAACAACCAGUUCUACGCGCCGCACCUCGUGCCGGCCAUGCGGAACCUGCACGCCGCGCUCGCCGCGCUGGGGCUCGGAGGCAGGGUGAAGGUCUCCUCCGCGCACGCCUCCUCGGUGCUCGCCGCCUCGUACCCGCCCUCCGCAGGAGCGUUCGACGCGGCCUCCCUCCCCGUCCUCCGCCCCAUGCUGCAGUUCCUCGCCGACACCGGCGCGCCCUUCAUGGUGAACACCUACCCUUUCAUCAGCUACGUCAACGACCCGGCCAACGUGCAGCUCGCGUACGCGCUCUUCGGCGCCGGCGCCGCGCCCGUGCAGGACGGCGCGCUGGUGUACACCAACCUGUUCGACGCCACCGUGGACGCGCUGGUGGCCGCGCUGGAGAAAGAGGGGUUCGGUGCCGUGCCGGUCGCCGUGACCGAGACCGGGUGGCCCACCGCGGGGCACCCGGCCGCGACCCCGCAGAACGCCGCGGCGUACAACGCCAAGAUCGUGGAGAGGGCGGUGCGCGGCGUCGGCACGCCCAAGCGGCCCGGCGUGCCCGUGGAGGUGUUCCUGUUCGACCUGUACGACGAGGACGGCAAGCCCGGCCCCGAGUUCGAGCGCCACUUUGGCAUCUUCAGAGCGGACGGCGGCAAGGCGUAUGACAUCAACUUUGCCUAGAGCUCAUAGUUUCUGGAGUGAUGGACGGCUAAUCGUUGAUUAGUGGAUCAACUGCUAUAUGCUGAGUAUUAAAUAUAGAUAAAAAUAUAAACUAAUUGCACAGUUUGGUCAGAAUUGA
This is a messenger RNA of Sorghum bicolor (sorghum), 1311 nucleotides long. RefSeq names its product glucan endo-1,3-beta-glucosidase, acidic isoform. Gene Ontology annotation, cellular component: plasma membrane. The transcript has a single exon. Gene Ontology annotation, biological process: carbohydrate metabolic process. Lineage: Eukaryota; Viridiplantae; Streptophyta; Magnoliopsida; Poales; Poaceae. Gene Ontology annotation, molecular function: hydrolase activity, hydrolyzing O-glycosyl compounds. The coding region runs from base 153 to 1193 and encodes 346 amino acids. The record is from RefSeq and is a predicted model, not a curated record.